Paramecium primaurelia is the source of this 1707-nucleotide messenger RNA. Lineage: Eukaryota; Ciliophora; Oligohymenophorea; Peniculida; Parameciidae. The record is from the annotation of a GenBank genome assembly.
AUGACCUACAGAGAAUUAGUUCCAACUGUUGAAGAGCAUAAUGCUGGACAUGUAAUUGGAUUCAUAAUUGGUAAUCUUUAUUAUGAUCAAAGGGUUAUUAUAUAUGUUUGCUUUUGUAUACUACAUUUAUAAGAAGUAUUUGUCAAAUUUGUUUGAAGACUUUAUGAGUUUGUUAGAUGUAAGUAAAUAUCAAAAUAGUUAAAAUUAUAGGAUAAAGAAUAUGAAGAAACUUAUAGACCUAUACUUUAUAGUUUACUAAACUCAAUGCAAUAUUUGAUUUUAUGUUUUUAUUCAACAUUUAGCAGUAAAUCAGAUUUGGGAGUUUCAGUAAUUAUUGGAUCAGAUGCCUUUAGUAUAUUAUUCAUUUUUGGUUUGAUUCUUAUUAAAUUUCCAAAUUCACAUCAUGGAGUCUUAGACACAUGGACGACUUUAAGAGAUUGCGUUAUUUAUAUAGUUGGAUUGCUUGUGAUGUUGUUGUGUCUUUAUUAUGAAUGGGCUAAGAUAGGAACAGCAUUAGUGCUACUAGUUUACUACAUAUUAGAUUUAAUUGUUUUAGCAGGGAAUUAUGAAAUAAAAGAAAAAAUAAUGGAAUGGUUGACCCUUAAUAAUGAAGAUAAUGAAUUCAAUUCAGAUUAACAUAUGGAAUAUAAAAAAAGAAGAUAUUCAGUAACAUAAUUGAGAGAUGCAGGAAUGGUUGAUCUAAAAGAUUAAAGUUUAUAAAAAAAAAUCAACACAUUUGAAGCAAUUUUGGUAAUAAAAUAUGGAUAACAAAAUCCUUAAAAGAAAAGAAUUAGAUAAAGGUUUGGAUCUAUUGUAUAUGCCAUAAUUUUUUCAAUCAGAAAUUCAAUCAAAUCUGAAAUUCAAAAACGAUCAGAGUUUUAUUAAAAUCUUUACAAACCUAAAUAAAGAUAAAGAUAAUAACAAAAUGAUGAAUAACCUUAAAGUGCAAUUAAAUAAAGAAAUGAUUAGUAAGAUAAUGAUUAAGAUGAUAAUCCUUUAAUAGAUUCUAAUCCUAUGGAAUCUGUACAUUAAGCAAAUAAUUAAGAUUAAUAAAAUUCAUAACAUUAAAAUCCUGAUGAUCAAAUGAAUUAAGAAUAAUCAAAACUUGAAAUGCCUAAAGAAUCUUUAGAAAAAGUAUUAUUUAUAAUUUUCUUCCCUAUUCAUCUGAUAUUAUACUUAUUACCAAGCUAUAAUGAAAAUGUUGUACCAAAAAAAUUAGUAUUGUGCUUUUUUUUGAACUUAGUUUUGCUUUGUGGAUGUUAUUAUUUAAUCGAUUGGUGGGCAUUUGAAUUAGCUUUAGCCACAGGAAUUCCUUUGUAAUUAAUAGGAAUGAUCUUUUUGGGCUUUUUUACAUAAAUUUAAUUUGCUAAUUAUAACUUAGAAGUUGCCAAAAUUGAAACUAAGCUAGAAUUCACUUAAGCAUUCUUCUAAACUGCAAUAUGCAAAAUAUCCCUAUGCACAGGAUUACCUUGGGUUUUAAGAAUAAUAAUUGAUCUAGACAUUGAAUAUGAAAUGGAUUAUAAUGAUUUUCAAAGAGCCUUUUGCAUUUCAAUCGCAGUUCUCUGUGUAAUAGUGUUUAUGUUACUCUUGCUUGCAUUAGCUAAAGGAUUUACUUUGAAAUAAUAAGAUGGAGUAAAGAUAAUAGUUCUUUAUGGUUUAUUUAUUUUAAUAUCUGCUAUUAUUAUUGGAUUGAACAUUUUAAAGUGA